AUGUAUGAUGACAUUGCCAACAAUAUAGAAAACCGAUGGUCUGGCCAAAUAUUUAACAAACCAAAUGUUACCGGAAAAGAGGUGAAUGCAAAAAACUUCUACGCUGUACUUAGUGGCAACAAAAGUGCUACCAUAGGAGGUAGUGGGAAGGUUUUGGACAGUGGCCCAGACGACAUCGUUUUCAUUUACUACAGGGACCACGGCAGUCCUGGCUUACUCGGCAUGCCAGGUGAGAGUUUGAUUAUAGCCGACGAACUUGUAGAUGCGUUGAAGAAGAAACAUGCCGCAAAUUCAUACAAAAAGAUGGUUCGCAAGAGAACAAUUAGGCCUAAAGAAAUGCAUUCUCACGUGAUGCAAUAUGGAGAUAUGAGGAUGAGCAGUAAUUUUCUAGACACAUACCUUGGUUCACACGAUCAUGAAGUUGAUCAAAACUUCAAUCUCACCAGCUGGGAAGAUAUUGUAAUUGACUAUUUAAUAUGUUUCUUAAUGUUGUUUCAGUUGGAAAAGGCUGUGGAUGGUUCUAAUGAGAAGUUACAAGCUCAGAAAGAGUUAGAUGCUGAAAUGGCUCACAGGGAGCAUGUGGAUAAGAGUGUCCAUCUCAUAGGGAACCUCUUGUUUGGAGAAGACAAAAGCUCCAACACCAUGGUUCAUGUUCGUCCAGCAGGGCACCCUCUUGUUGAUGACUGGGAAUGUUUUAAGACACUGAUGAAAACUUACGAGAGGCAUUGUGGAGGCUUAUCAAGCUAUGGAAGGAAAUACACAAGGGCCUUUGCCAACAUGUGCAAUGCUGGAAUUUCUGAGAAGCAAUUGAUUGCAGCAUCAUUGCAAGCUUGUCCUGGGAAAAAUAACGCUUCUUAG
Messenger RNA from Lotus japonicus, 858 nucleotides. Its product is annotated as vacuolar-processing enzyme alpha-isozyme-like. The transcript is spliced from 5 exons. Gene Ontology annotation, molecular function: cysteine-type endopeptidase activity. The record is from RefSeq and is a predicted model, not a curated record. Lineage: Eukaryota; Viridiplantae; Streptophyta; Magnoliopsida; Fabales; Fabaceae. Bases 1 to 858 code for a protein of 285 amino acids. Gene Ontology annotation, biological process: vacuolar protein processing.